Fusarium coffeatum is the source of this 621-nucleotide messenger RNA. RefSeq lists its product as uncharacterized. Lineage: Eukaryota; Fungi; Ascomycota; Sordariomycetes; Hypocreales; Nectriaceae. The coding region runs from base 1 to 621 and encodes 206 amino acids. Gene Ontology annotation, cellular component: cytoplasm. Gene Ontology annotation, biological process: nucleobase-containing compound metabolic process. Gene Ontology annotation, molecular function: AMP kinase activity; ATP binding. The transcript has 4 exons. The record is from RefSeq and is a predicted model, not a curated record.
AUGCAUCUUCAAUCGAAGCCAAGCGGGCAAAGCCGUAAAUUUGCGAUAAUCUUCGUUCUCGGUGCUGCUGGUGCAGGGAAAGGAACUCUAUCGACAUAUCUCGCGCAAAAGCACAACCUCGUGCACUACUCCGAAGAUCUGAAUCCAUUCAUCUACCGGCCGAUUCUCGACGCUAUCAACCGCGAUGGACGUGAGCUCAACGGUAUUCUGAUCGACGGAUAUCCAAGAUGUAUCGAACAACUGAACUCUUUCCGAGCAUGGCCGUUCCAGUAUGUUGCACCUCUCGCCCCUGGCAGCGACGGAAAGGUCAGCUUGGAUAUCAAGCCGGAUCUCGUACUCUCGUUCCAGGUCCUGAAGCACAACGCAAGGGAAAGAUAUCUGAGUCCGGCGAGAGACAACAACGAUAGUGUACACAAGUUUGAGAAGCGCUUCACAGAAUAUCAGGUCGAGACUGUGCCUGUCGAGGACGAACAUCGAAGACGUGGUGUCUUGGUACCAGUUGACUUCAAUGAAACAAAGGAGGAGAACAUCCAGGUUAUAACCAAAGCACUUCAAGAGUCUGAGCUAUGGGAAAUGCUUUCAAGACCGAGUAACGAGAGGCUGCAUGAGUCUUGUCGUUAG